GAGACCUUAUACUCCUCAAAGUACAAGAAGACGUUUGGAUAUACUUUCUGUUUGACGUUCGGACGCUUGAUUUAAGCACGGAGUACCCGCCAUAGGGUAAAGGAGUGAUACAAUCCGAGCAUCAUAAGUGCUAACUGCUAAUAAACUGUGCCCCUCUGAAUGGAUCGGUGAAGUUCGAUCGCUCUGGUUGUGAUUAAUACAACCUGGAACCAACGUUGCUUCAUUUGCUGUCUCUCUCCAUCCGAAAGCAUAACACGCACGAAUCGUGUCAUAUUUCUCUCAGUAAGCUCGCUGUGUAUUUUAAAUCCAUGGCUGAUGAAGAAUUGGAAGCCAUUAGACGGCAACGUGUGGCCGAACUGCAGGCGAAACAUGGGGACCAUUCCAAUGACCAGCAGGGGCAGCAGGAGGCCAAACAGAGAGAGGCUGAGAUGAGGAACUCUAUAUUGGCUCAACUCUUAGAUCAGUCUGCCCGUGCCAGAUUGAGUAAUUUGGCUCUUGUAAAGCCAGAUAAAGCGAAAGCUGUGGAAAAUUACCUGAUUCAGAUGGCUCGCUUUGGACAACUUGGAGGAAAAAUUACAGAGGCUGGAUUAAUUGAGAUCCUGGAGAAAGUCAGUCAACAAACAGAGAAGAAAACAACUGUAAAGUUUAACCGGCAUCGUGUAAUGGACUCCGAUGAAGAGGAUGAUGACUAAUAUGCAGGUGUCAUAAAUCAACUGGGCUUUCUGUACUCACAGUACUUUUGGUACUCUGGUCUGACUGCUGACCAGGGCAUGACUAUGACUGACAGAUCAAUUGUCCUGCCCAAUACACAAUCACAGCCAAAGAACUUUGAUCUGUGGUGAUACAGGAACUCUUCAUCUAAAUACUGUUUCUGUUACCGUUUUUUCUUCUUAGUCUUUAGUUUCUCUUUACUCUCUACAUUUUUAGAUGUGUGUUUUUUUUUUUGUUUUUUGUUUUUUUGAGAAUACAGUGGACAUUUCUGAUCUAUUGUUAUUGCAAAAAUUGGAACUGGCCUCAUCUUUGAUUGUGGACUUUUUUGAGGAUACAUAUAUGUGCAACUGUUUACAUAAUAAAAGCCUUAAACAAAA
This is a messenger RNA of Megalobrama amblycephala (Wuchang bream), 1088 nucleotides long. It is a transcript of the gene pdcd5, whose product is annotated as programmed cell death 5. Bases 309 to 692 code for a protein of 127 amino acids. The record is from RefSeq and is a predicted model, not a curated record. Gene Ontology annotation, cellular component: nucleus; cytosol. Lineage: Eukaryota; Metazoa; Chordata; Actinopteri; Cypriniformes; Xenocyprididae. The transcript is spliced from 6 exons. Gene Ontology annotation, molecular function: DNA binding.